Molecule: messenger RNA, 8110 nt
Organism: Loxodonta africana (African savanna elephant)
Lineage: Eukaryota; Metazoa; Chordata; Mammalia; Proboscidea; Elephantidae
Product: serine/threonine-protein kinase SBK1
Exons: 4
Coding region: 6802-8049 (415 amino acids)
Biological process (GO): peptidyl-serine phosphorylation; peptidyl-threonine phosphorylation
Molecular function (GO): protein serine/threonine kinase activity; ATP binding
Source: RefSeq, a predicted model, not a curated record
CCCAGCGGCUGAGGGGCUUCCUCCCAGCGCCUGCCGGUGGCCGGGAUUCAGCAAGCUCCCGCAGCCGAGGAGUGCGGGGAUCCCCCACCACCUCACAUUUAGGACCCAGCGACCGCCAGGAAAGUAGAGACCCCCUCCAGAUCCAACACAGAGCGACUCUCCAGCCGGGGAAAGCGGGGACUUCCCCCGGAUUCAGGAGACAGCGACCCCCUACGGUACCGCGAAGACUCCCCCUCUUCAAUCUGGGGCCCCCAAGACCUAGGACGCAGUGACACCCCCCUCGUCUGGGAUUGUGGUGACCCCUGCCCAGAUCCUGACCAUUACAACUCCACACCUCAAGACACGAAGACCCAGCUCAAAACGCCCCCAGAUCAGGGGCUCCUAGACCCCCCAACUUCGGUACACAGAAAGCCCAAAUCUAGGGGUCCUGAGAACAGCAAGAGAUUCCCCCUCACCAGCAAGAGGCCUCGGGGACCCCCCUCAAAGCUCCAGGACCGGGGCGACUGAGCCCCUUGCGGUCCGCCUCGCAUCCCGGUCCAUGGUUGUGGCGCCCUGAGCCCCCCCGGGCCGGGCUGACGAAGACCGAGACGGCGCCCAGACCCCCUGCCGCUGCGUCCCCGCGGCCCCCGCCCAGUGCCAAAUAGGUGAUACUCAUCAUAGGAGACCUUCUACAUGACAAUCCAAGGACCCAGACUCCUCCUGUGUUGUGGCUCUACCAUCUCUUGGAAUCUUGGAGUCAUCUGCAUCAAGCCAGCAUACGAGAGAAUAGAGAAAUUCAUAUAAGCCCCAUCCUGGAAGUGCUGUGCAUCACUUCUGUUCACAUUCCAUUGGGGAAAACCAGUCACAUGGCCACACCUCGAUGCAAAGGAAGCUAGGAAGUAUAGCUCCCCACUGGACAGUUGCUUUCCAGCAACAACUUUGUGUUAUAGAAAAGGAAACCUGAAUUUUCGUGGUGGACAGUUGGCUGUCUUUGCUAUAACCAUGGGCAAGUCAUUAACCUCUUGGGCCUCUGUUCCUCAUCUAUGAAAUAAAAAGCAUUGAAUUGUAGUGACAGUUGCACAGCUCUAUAAAUUUCCUAAAAUUACUGAAUUGUGCCUUACAAUGGGUGAAAUUUAUAGUAUAUAAGCUAUGCCUCAACUAAGCUGUUAAAAAAAAUUAGGAAGCAUUUUGCCCCCUUAAGCAGGGUGGUUGCAAGGACUUGGUGAGUGAGAUUUUACCAAGCUGGCACCGUGUGCACGUGUGCGUGUGUGGUGAGGGAAGUUCAAAGUAGGUCUGAGUUGUAUUAUGAGCUAGGUGUAGCUUUCACAAGAGCGGCACCCAGCUGGAGCCACCUGCCAACAGGAAGUGGUAGGCAGUUCACUCUUCUUGCUUGGGAACCAACACAGGGUGGAGGGAAGCCCCCCCCCACACCCACUGUGGGCCCCCAGGCACGUGGCAGAACACCCAGCCCUGCCAAGCCCAAGGACCAGAGCCAUUGUGACCAGAGCCACACCUGCUGCCAUGAAGCCCUGGUGACACCCGCCAGCCUGCUGCCUUCGGCAACAGAUGGGCCAUCAAGGCCUCCCUUGGGGCCAGUAAGACGCACACUUGGUGGGUAUAGGGAAUGUGGGCAGACACAGUGCUGACCACACGGGGUGGAAUGAGGUCAGCCAGAGGAUCCACCCCCCUCCACCCUGGUGCUUGAAAGUCCAUAGCUGGUCCUUCAAUUGAAUGCAGUGAUAAUAAUUAUGCUAAAAUACCCCUAUGACCGAGUUUCCACCGAUGGCAGACACAGGUGUCUCCUGGUCCUUGUAGCACUCACUGAGGUAGAUGCACCUUACGUCACACUCUGGGCCUUGAACUCCAUCUGUAACAGGGAGCUGAUGUGCCCUCCACGUGGGUUUGUUGUGAGGAUUAAAUAGUUAACACGUGUGAAGCACCCAGACCAAUACAUGGCAUCCAGCCGGCCCUCAGCAGGAGCUAGGUGCGUGCAGAGUGUCCUUGGCCGAGGCUCUGCUCUGUGCUGGGUCUUGGUUGCCCCACCUGGCUACCGAGGGUGCUGGAUGAGAUGUUGCCAACGUUCUGACUCAGAAAAAUAUAGUGGUUAAAAAGCACCACCUUUGACUGUUGGAUUCUAUUCAUCGCGAGCAAAAGAGAAAGAAGGAAACCAAAGACUCAGGGAAGAAACUAGUCUACAGGACUGUCAACGUGAACCAUGGCUUCAUCUACCCCAAGACCAGAAUAACUAGAUGGUGCCCAACUAUCACUACUGUCUACUCUGAUCAGGGCCACAAUAGAUGGAUCCUGAUAGACUGGGAGAAAAAUGGGGAACAGAACCUCAGGUUCUUAAAAAUCCAGACUUACUGGAUCAGUUGAGACUGGAGGAGUCCCCGAGACAAUUGCCUUGAGAUACUCUUCAAACGUUGAACCAAAAUUACCCCCUGAGGUCACCUUUUAGCUAAAUAACAGAUUGGCUUAUAAAAUAAAGACUAUCACCUGUGAGUACUGUGCUCCUUUAAAAAAUCAUCUGUAUGAGACCAAAUGGUCAACAAUUUAAAACAAAGAUGAGACUGUAAGGGGGUGGGGAAACUAGAUUAGUAGAAUUGGAACAACUGGAACAGAAAUGAGAAUGUUCACAUUGUGAAGACUAUAACCAGUGUCACUGAAUGACUUGUGUAUAAAUUGUUGAAUGGACACCUAAACUGCUGUGUAUACUUCACCAAAAACACAAUAAAAUAUUAUUAAAAACAAAACACCACCUUUGGAGCCAAUCCCAGUGCUAGCUGUGUGACCUUGGGCAAGUUACUUAGUCUCUCUGUGCCUCUUUUUCCUCAUCUCUAAAGUGGCGAUAAUAAUAACACCUACCUCACAGAGUUGUGAACAUUAAACAAGUUAAUCUUUAGGAGAGGGCCUUGCCCGUAGUACUAUAUAAGUGUUAGCUGCCAUCGUUAUUAUUGUUGUUGUCAUUGCUUUAUUCGUUGUAUGAAUGAGGAAGCUGAGGCCCAGAGAAGUGAUGUAACUUGCUCAAGGUCACCCAGCUAAAAAGUAGCGUGUGUUAAGCCCAAGGCUGUCUCCACUGCUCCCUGUGUGCCUUUUAAGUCACAUGCAUUGUAACUGGGUCAGAGGCAAUAUGUACCUGGGGGAUGAUGCCGCAGCAGGGACGGGUGUGGUUUAAGUCCUGGUCUCCUGCUGAUACCUUGCAGAGAACAGACCUGAAGCAGGAAGCCCCAGGAAAAAGGAGUUUGGGAAGGGAUGAAAGGAGGGGACAGUAGGGAGGACCCCCAAAACUGGACCCUCGGAGCCAAGGGAAAGGAUGGGGGGGGUUCAAUCUCGCCCAGCCCCUGCCUGCCCCCAAGGAGCUCUUGGCCUAUUGAUGGGGACACAGCAGAGACCACCCCAAGACAUCAACAGGGGUCCUGAGAGAGGGACAGACAACGCUGUGUGAAUCCUGGGGGUUCAGUAGAGGCAGGAUCAGCACCUGCCAGGGCAGAAGGGAAGGCUACUGAGACACAGGAGAUGGGAUUUGGGUAGCUGGGGGAGGUGAAGGCAGGCAGCAGAGGUUGUUCAGGAAUGGCGGAGAAGACUGUAGAGAGGCAGUGCAGGAUAGUGGUCAGAGCAUGGGCUGAACUUGGAGUGAGGGGGCAAGUGUGUUGCCUGACACACCCCACCCCCCCCCACACACACACUGUGGCUGUGCCCUGACCCAGCUGGUAUCCAGCCAGGGCAGCUCUAAGGCCAGAGGGUCCGGGAUGGGCCAGGGCACCCAAUAGUCCCAGGGUGUGGGAGGAAGGGGCGGAGGCAAGAGGACUCGUAGCAACUUGAGGUGCCAGUCAAGCUACCUAGGGAUGCAGAAACUGCUGGAAGCAACCUGGCAAGGUCAAAGCCCCACGUGGGAGAAGCUGCACACCUGUGUACACAUGCCUGCACAUGCGUGGUCCGUUCACCUCAGCUGCCCCUGAGGAGGCCACACACAUCAGGAGAAGUAGGUCAGGAGAGCAGCCGGCAUAGCACUGUGGCAGGCAGGAGAGAAGGCUCCCAGCACAGAACCCCUGGGAGACAGCCGCUCUCUCCACACACAGGACACACCGGCCUGAGGCUGCCUCCAAGGGCGUCUUCAGUUUUCCCAUCAAGAUGUGCGUCACCCACACAUUCGACGGGGGUUGGAAGAGGUGACCCCUGCCAGCCCUAAAACCAGGGAGAGGCUAUUGUGGACGGCUAUCACCCCACUGCAGCCCAGUGGGUAGCUGUUGUAAAAAGAGGCCAGUGCCGCCCAGCCCAGGUCACGCUGCAUAGGGACGUGGUGGCGGGGGCCAUGUCAGCCUUGGUUCAGCGCUCUGAGUGGCAGAGGCCCGGUGUCUGUGGGCUUGACGCCACUCCUCCCUCUGAGAGUCCAUGAAAUGGGCUAGCCUCAGCGUCAGUGUGGCUUUUCAGACUCCCUGCAUACGUUCAAUGGAAAUCAACUAGGAGAGAAAAGGUGGUGGGAGCAGGGGUGGUGGGGAGGCUCUGCUAGAAUAGGGGAGACUUGAGCUCCCUCAUGAAUGGUGGAGAAGGGGGCAGCAGGUUCCUGAGGAAGCAGAAGGGGCGGGAGCCAAGGCUGAGGGGGAUACCUCCUCCCCCAGCCAGCUGAGAGGACAGUGCAGAUGGAGCACCGUUUGUGGCUGGGUGGGAGGCCAGGAAGUUCCCUCCUGACGUUCCCUCCUCUCUGUGUGAAGUGGGAGGCUGGGUCGUGUCGAGAGUGAAAGGGAAGGUAGAGGAAGAGAGGGGGCUGGGGGCAUGGGAGAGAAGCUGCGAAGCCAGGGUGAGGAUGCUGGGCACCGGGAGAGCUUCCUGAUGCCAGCCUCCAGCACGUUCAGCAGCGCUUGCUUAGCAGGAGACCAUGCAGGCAAUAAUGACUGCAACAACGUCUGACACAGAGCUCUCCACGUCUGUUAACUUAAUCCUCACGACAGCCCCUCGGAAGAAGAUACUAUUUGUUGUUGUUAGUUGCAUGGAGUCAAUUCCAAUUCAUGGCGACCUCAUGUGUGCAGAGUAGAACUGCUCCACAGGGUGUUCAAGGCUAUGGCCUUUCACCAGCAGAUGGCCAGACCUAUCUCCCGAGAUACCUGUGGGUGGGUUGGAAUCCCCUAUACUUCCGCCAACCUUUCGGCUAGUAGUCAAGCACUUAACCAUUGUACCACUCAGGGACUCCUCAGGUACUAUUGCCAUGUCCUUUUUAUAAACGAGGAAACUGAGGCACAGAGAAAGAAACUUGCCUAGGGACAUUCAGCUAGCAAGUGCCAGGGUUGGAAUUCAAACCCAGGCCACACCCAGCAAAAACCCAGUGCCGUCAAGUCGAUUCCAACUCAUAGCGACCCCAUAGGACAGAGUAGGACUGCCCCACAGAGUUUCCAAGGAGCGCCUGGCAGUUUUGAACUGCCGACCCUUUGGUUAGCAGCCAUAGCACUUAACCACUACGCCACCGGGGUUUCCUAAACCCAGGCCAACGGGCUCCAAAUCCAUGCUUUCUCUCAGCUGGAGCCAUGGAGCUGCCGGGAGGGGUGGCUGAGGAGAAGGUGGUGGGAUGCUGAGGGUGCUGGGUGCUACCCCUAGGAUUAGGGAUAGAAGAGAAUGAGGUAAGGGCAGAGGGAGGGUGCCCCCGAAGGAGGCUUCCAGGGGCUGGGGGCCGAGAGGCAGGGGGGAGUAUAGGGCAUUCAGUACUGGGCCUCCCCUGGGGGUGCACGCACAAACACAUACACUGCACCUGUAAAAGUCUCCACCUUCCCCCCCACCCCCAUUUUACAAACAAGAAAUGGAGGCCCCGGAUGAGGAGUGACUUACUUACUGCCACCCACUUGGAGCCUUUAAGAAUCCGGUCUCCCUGUCUCCAGCUCUGGACUGUACCCCCUUGUAGGUCUCUGCUCCCCAACACCCACAGGUAGACUCAAGGACACCCAGUCCAUUCAGAGACAAAUCCAGUAGCUCUGAGGGCUGUGUCCAGGAAGGCCGCCCCAGGCUCUAUGAAAGGGUCAGUCUGUGAAUGUGAAGGGAGGGCUGGGUCUUUGUGGGACAGGAGCUGGCCUUGUGUCUGGGGCAAGGGCUGGACGGGACCCCGGGACACAGCAUAGUUGUGUGUACCUGAGGGAGCUGCACUGUCAUCUGUGGGGGAGGGAGAGGUUAUAAGGCUCUGGUUGUUGUGUGGCUGUGUGUGACAGGCUCUGAGAUCCUGACCGUGUGUGUGGUUGUGUUAUUGUGUGGCCGUGUCUGCACCUGCCAGGGCUUUGAGACCACGUGGUGGCGGUAGCUGAUGUUACAAGCCUUUGCCCUCAGACUUCCCCUUUCCCCUCUCCCUGCUUUAUUUUCUCUACAGCCCGUAUCACCUUUAGUCAUAGCAUAUAAUUCAUGUAUUUGUUAUGCUUACUGUCCAUCUUCCCCUAGAAUGUAAGCCCUGUGAGGGCAGGGACUCUGAGCUGUUUGUUCAGGGCUGUGUCCCCAGGGCACUUGUGAAUGGGAAAGCUCCUGUGUGAACUCGGUAAGUGGCCAUGUCUUUGUGUGACAGUCACACGUGGGCCUUGCUGACACUGCAUCUGGAUGACUGUGAGACAAAUGGGCCCUGGUACCCACAUGUAGCGGGGAAUAGUGACUGUGUCUGUAGGGACUGCUGGUUCAGGUCCUGCCUCUGAAACUUUGGGUGAAAGGGAUGCAGCAAAGAUGCUUGUCGCCCCCUUGUGGUCACCCUGGGCCUGGCAUCCAGGCCUAUCUUCAGGGACCCUGGCUGCUAGGUGAGAGGAGAGAGCCCUGGCCUGAAGUUACACUCCACGUCAUGCCUUCCACAACAGGGAGAAGAUGAGUGUGGGCUGCCCAGAGCCUGAGCCGCCCCACUCCCUGCCCUGCUGUGGGCCGGGGGCCGCCCCUGGGCCAGGAGCCGGCGUGCCGCUUCUCACUGAAGACAUGCAGGCACUGACCCUCCGCACACUGGCUGCCAGCGACGUCACCAAGCACUAUGAGCUUGUCCGGGAGCUGGGCAAGGGCACCUAUGGGAAGGUUGACCUGGUGGCCUACAAGGGCACAGGGAUGAAAAUGGCGCUCAAGUUCGUGAACAAGAGCAAAACCAAACUGAAGAACUUCCUGCGGGAGGUGAGCAUCACCAACAGCCUCUCCUCCAGUCCCUUCAUCAUCAAGGUCUUUGACGUGGUCUUCGAGACUGAGGACUGCUAUGUCUUUGCACAGGAGUACGCACCCGCUGGGGACCUGUUCGACAUCAUCCCUCCUCAGGUCGGGCUCCCGGAGGACACGGUGAAGCGCUGCGUGCAGCAGCUGGGCCUGGCUCUGGACUUCAUGCACGGACGGCAACUGGUGCACCGCGACAUCAAGCCCGAGAACGUGCUCCUGUUCGACCGCGAGUGCCGCCGCGUCAAGCUGGCCGACUUCGGCAUGACGCGCCGCGUGGGCUGCCGCGUGAAGCGCGUCAGCGGCACCAUCCCCUACACGGCGCCCGAGGUGUGCCAGGCGGGCCGCGCCGACGGCUUCGCCGUGGACACGGGUGUGGACGUGUGGGCCUUCGGCGUGCUCAUCUUCUGUGUGCUCACCGGCAACUUCCCGUGGGAGGCGGCGUCGGGCGCCGACGCCUUCUUCGAGGAGUUCGUGCGCUGGCAGCGGGGCCGCCUGCCCGGGCUGCCGUCGCAGUGGCGCCGCUUCACCGAGCCGGCGCUGCGCAUGUUCCAGCGCCUCUUGGCGCUCGAGCCCGAGCGCCGCGGCCCGGCCAAGGAGGUCUUCCGCUUCCUGAAGCACGAGCUCACGUCUGAGUUGCGGCGCCGGCCCUCGCACCGCGCGCGCAAGCCGGCCUCCGGCGACCGCCUGCCGCCCGCUGGGCCGCUGCGCCUCGAGGCUCCCGGGCCGCUCAAGCGCACGGUGCUGACCGAGAGCGGCAGCGGCUCCCGGCCCGCGCCCCCCGCCGGAGGGCCCGUGCCUGUCCCCGUGCCCGUGCCAGAGGCCAGCCUGGCGCCCCCGGGGCCCCCGGGCAGGACCGACGGCCGCCCGGACAAGAGCAAAGGGCAGGUCGUACUGGCCACGGCCAUCGAGAUCUGCGUCUGAGUCGCCCCGCGCCCUCGGGCCGGAGCGCCGUGUAGCAGCCAGGCGGGGCCAAGACGCAGCC